Molecule: messenger RNA, 1547 nt
Organism: Cavia porcellus (domestic guinea pig)
Lineage: Eukaryota; Metazoa; Chordata; Mammalia; Rodentia; Caviidae
Product: membrane-spanning 4-domains subfamily A member 4A
Exons: 9
Coding region: 299-991 (230 amino acids)
Cellular component (GO): plasma membrane; Golgi apparatus
Source: RefSeq, a predicted model, not a curated record
GCAACUGCUUACUGUGGUUUAGCAAACAUUCUUAGUAAAGACUUUAAGAUUUAGAAAAAAAUCUGCGGAAAGGAGAAUGCAGAACUAAAGUGGAGUGUGUGGAGGUGGCUGUAUUUGGAUGCAGAACCUAAGAACUUUCCCCAAAGAGUGACCCUCAUCAUCCACACCCGGUGUAGACACUGAAAACCUGAAGAAGGGCUGUGAACAAUAAUUUUGUGAUUUAAAUUUCAGAAAAUUUUCCAUCUUGUGACCUCAUCCUACAUCAUUUUCCAGCAUUUUCUCUGCUGCCAUCGAGACCAUGCAAGGAAUGGAGGAAACCACAGUGAAAGCAGGACCUACUGUAUCGCAACAGGGGAGGCCUGUGGAUCUCUACUCCUAUCAGUGGAAAGGGAUGAAGGAGAAAUUCUUGAAAGGGCAGCCUAAGGUCCUUGGUGCUAUGCAGAUUAUGACUGGCUUGAUGAUCUUCAGCAUAGGAAUAAUAACUCUGUGUGGCACACUGUCCUUUCGUGGACCAAAACCCCUGUCAGUGUACAUAGGGUACUCAUUUUGGGGAUCGGUGAUGUUUAUUGUUUCAGGGUCUUUCUCAAUUGCAACAGCAAGAAGAACUACAAAAAUUUUGAUAAUCACUGUUUAUCAGGUCCAAGCCAGUCUAAGCUUGAACAUCACCAGCUCUGUGCUUGCUGGAGUAGGAAUGAUAACCACUAUGGUCAGCUUCAGGAUAUUUGCACACAUCCCCUUCAUCUGCUAUCAUCAGUCACAUGAAAACUGUCCACUGACAACAACUAUUUUAAUAGCACUAGAGGGCGUGGUGCUCCUGCUAAGUACACUGGAAUUAUGUGUGGCUCUCUCCGUCUCUUCAUUUGGGUGCCAAGCGGUCUGUUGUUAUGUUGGUGGGGUUGUGCUAGUUCUACCAUCAUAUCCUCCCACCACAGAAACAGCAUCCUCAGCAUCACUGGAAAGAGAUUCGAUGCCUCCAAAAUAUCCAGGGUAAAGUGUCCCUGGAAAUGUUCCCUGACUUCAAUGCUAAAACUAUAUGUAGAAAACCACCUGAAUCCAACUGUGGUGUGUGUGUCUGUGUGUAUGUAGGUUCAGAACUAUGUUAUCUUGUCUUCCCAGGAACUUGACAAAUCUUUUUCAAUUGCCUUAAACAGAAUACCAGAUACUGAAUUAAAACUAUGCAUUUAUUUAAUUGGACAACAGCACUUGAAUGACUUUUAUUCAUGUGCUGGACUCAAUGUAAGGGAAUUAGUUUGCAGAACCUUAGGCAACAAAUGGGUGAGAUGUUUCUGAAAUGAGGCCUCCUUGCAAGCUCUAUAUCCGCUUCUCUGUUUAACAGCCCUGCUUGUCUGAUUUCUUUAUUUUUAACCCACAGUUGGAGAAUUUUGCCUUCCAGAAAAUUAAAUAUGUCUCCCUUUAUUUUGCUUCCUUUUUCUCAUACAAAGUAUAUGGAAGAAUGUAGGCAGCCUUUGAAUAUGGAUGAAUUUUUGUAAACUACUUGGCAGGAUUAUAUCUUAAUAAAAUAUACAUCCAGAGCCAAAUAUACAAGA